GCCACAGUGAGGCAGCAUCUCUCUGUCCCUGUUUGUGCCCUGCGUGCCAGCUGAGAGCUCUCCCGGGCAGCCAUGGCCGCAGCGGGCAGGGACAGGGUCGCUCACUUGCUGAGGCAGCUGCAGCGCGCGGCGUGCCAGUGUCCAAUUCAUUCUCAUACUUACUCCCAAGCUCCUGGACUUCCUGCCUCUGAGAAAACAACAGAGUAUGCAUUUGAGAUGGCAGUUUCAAAUAUUAGAUACGGGGCAGGUGUGACAAAAGAAGUGGGCAUGGACCUUCAGAAUAUGGGUGCUAAAAAUGUUUGUUUGAUGACAGAUAAGAACCUUUCCCAGCUGCCCCCAGUGGAAGCAGUCAUGAAUUCCUUAACAAAGAAUGGCAUAAACUUCAAAGUUUAUGAUAAAGUGAGGGUAGAACCAACUGAUAAAAGCUUCAUGGACGCUAUUGACUUUGCCAAAAGAGGAGCAUUUGAUGCCUAUGUUGCUGUGGGUGGUGGCUCUACCAUAGACACUUGUAAAGCUGCCAACCUGUAUGCAUCCAGCCCUGAUGGUGAUUUCUUGGAUUAUGUCAAUGCUCCCAUUGGAAAAGGAAAACCUGUCACUGUGACUCUUAAGCCACUGAUUGCAGUCCCAACUACAGCUGGAACUGGGAGUGAGACUACAGGGGUUGCCAUUUUUGACUAUGAGCACUUAAAAGUAAAAACUGGUAUUGCCUCUAGAGCUAUCAAACCUACCCUAGGAAUAAUUGAUCCUUUGCACACUCUUCACAUGCCCCCACGGGUGGUAGCUAACAGUGGUUUUGAUGUACUUUGCCAUGCGUUGGAAUCAUACACAGCCCUUCCUUACCACAUGCGAAGCCCUUGCCCUUUAAAUCCAAUCAAUCGACCAGCUUACCAGGGCAGCAACCCUGUAAGUGAUGUCUGGGCCAUACAUGCACUUCAAAUUGUCGCCAAGUAUCUGAAGAGAGCUGUCAGAAAUCCUGAUGACCUUGAGGCAAGGUCCAGCAUGCACUUGGCCAGUGCUUUUGCUGGUAUUGGCUUUGGAAAUGCUGGAGUUCAUCUCUGCCACGGAAUGUCUUACCCAAUUUCUGGUUUGGUGAAGACAUAUAAAGCAAAGGAUUAUAAUGUGGACCAUUCUUUGGUGCCACAUGGCCUUUCUGUGGUACUCACCUCCCCGGCAGUGUUUACUUUCACGGCACAAAUGUUUCCUGAGCGGCACUUAGAGACUGCAGAAAUUCUGGGAGCCGACAUCCGUAAUGCCAAAAUCAAAGACGCUGGGCUUAUUUUGGCCGACACGCUCCGGAAAUUUUUAUUUGAUCUGAAUGUCGAUGAUGGCUUAGCCGCCAUUGGUUAUUCCAAAGCUGAUAUCCCCGCGCUCGUCAAAGGCACGCUGCCUCAGGAAAGAGUAACUAAACUUUCGCCACGCCCGCAGUCAGAAGAAGAUUUGUCAGCUCUGUUUGAGGCUUCAAUGAAACUGUACUAAUUUACACGCGAACCCCAAGAAUUACCAUCAGCUGAACCAGUUCAGAAGACAGAAGCUGCCUUGCCAAGAUCUUGAACUUGUCUCACUUACGGAUCAUCUCCCUGGUGCUAGCACACCUGGCAAUAACGUCUUCAAUGGAUAGAUCUUGUCUGAGGAGGCUUCCUUGGAUUCGCCUCCACCCCCCGGGUCAGGUUCCCUCCACAAAGCAGUCUAGGAAAACUCCCCCAAAGCCUUUGCUUCCUCAUCGGCGCUGGCCCUCCGGAGUGGCCCCCUCCUGUCUCCUCCACUGACACCAAAAAGUAUGUGCCAGAUGACAUGGGGAGAAAUUUGGGAUUUUUUUUUUGAGUUUUUAGUUAUUCAUUUUUGUUGUUGUUUUUGAAGUAUGGCAUAGGAGUUUUCUUUUUUGAGGAAACAGUUACAUAAAACAGGAGCCAUCUAAGCAAGAAGAGGCAAAGGAUAAAAAGGAGAGUCUCCUUUCUCCCCCCCUUCCCCUUCCUUCUUCCCUUUCACCUUCUCUUUUCCCUCUUUCUUGCCUCCCAUAAUCCUGCUAGUCUUUUGUUUUCCUUCCCUCCCAUGACUUUUGUUACCUGCAGUCUGAGCCAGGUACAAACUCUUGUGUUUGUCACAUUAAAAAAUACAAGCCGAAUGGCUCAUAUGAUGAAAUCCAUCAGAUUUUAUCUCCCAAUUUUUAAAAAAAAAUCAAGAUAUUCAUUAUUUUUUAGAGCCACCUAAUAAGUUGAGGAGCACUAGAAUAUGGAAAAGAGGGGAGGGCCCCAUGAAGUUAUUCUUUUAUGUCUGGCACAUCUUGGUUCAUGCAAAAUUCCAGGAAUGCUAAAAUUGAACAAGAUCAAAUGAAAUCAAAAGAAAGCAAUAUGAAGGCUACUGAUGCUCCAGUGUAGGUGUUCUUAACCUUUUUUCUACCAUGGACCCUUUUGGUUUUCUGGUGAACCCCAUAGACCCCUUCUCAGGCUAACCUUUUUGAAUUCAUAAAAUAAAUACAUAGGAUUAUAAAGAAAAGCAAUUAUAGAAAUAUAGCUAACAAUACAUUUAUUAAAAACAAAUUCAGAGAUCACAGGUUAAGAAGCCCUAAGCUAGUGAACAGAAUGUUCUUUGAGAGGAACAUUUAAUUCACCCAUGGAAGCAAAAGGUCAUAAAAUGCCUCUUUGGUCAAGAAUAAGUUAAUUGAAAGAGGAGCAGUUGAAGCAGAGCCCUGUACCAUAUACAGAUUUGCAGAUAAGAAUUCAGAAUAUCUAGCAAUUAUUCCCCUUAGUCACAACUAGCCUAGAAAAACUUCUUCAACCUUUUUUCUCCUUGGCUAGGGUCUUAGCAGUGAUUCAUGUAAUGGCAUCAGUGAUCUUGGUACUAUGAAUCAUAUUUUUUUUUAUUUUAUUAACAUCUCGAAAUGUGCAUAUGUGACUAAAUAAUGUACACAUGAAUAUUACAUGCUAAGAAAAAUAAGGGAAGGCGAUAUCACUGUUCCUCUCAAUGGCUACACUACUCUAAUUUCUUCUAGAGUCUGUAGCCUUAAGGUAAUUGAAUGGCUAUUGUCUAUCUAAUGUAGAAUCAGGCCCACUAUUCUUUAAUAAGGUUUUAAUUACAGGACAGUCAAGCCAAAUUUCACUUAGGCUUUAGAAAGGAACAAGAAGGCCUCAAUAUCCCAAGCUAGGCCACUUUAUGGUUAAAAUAUCCUCUUAACUAACUUCUCAAGUUCUAAUGCUGCCAGAUCAGAAUGAGCACAGGAGAGAAAUUUAUGUCUUCUCCACCAAUCUGAAAGGAGGUCAGAAAACCUCUGUAAAGCUUGACCAGAAUGUCUCAAAAUACAGCUGCCAUGGCAAAAACUACAAAUGACUGACAUAUUUGAAAUCCUCCACAGUGAUUAAAAACAAAGUUCAAGUAGCUAAUUGAGAUAUACUAGUGUAUUUAAGAAGUCAAAUAAUAUAAAAGAAAUGACAAUAGACUAGAAUUCAGGAAACCUAGAGUCUAACGUCAGCUCAGCCACCUUGGACAAAUCAUUUGGCACCUACUCACCUGAAUUUCCACAAUAUAAAUCAAAGAUGGUGAACUAAAUGAUCUUUGAGGUUCCAUCUUGUCUAAAAAUAUAGUAUGAUUCACUGCUUCUAAUAGACAGGUAUGUUCUGGUCACCAAAGUGAAGUUUUGAAUUCAGAAAAAUCAUAUGAAAAAUAUCUGAGAACUAAAAAUACUAAAUUUUCUUUUUUGAACAUUCACUGCCUUUACUAAGAGUAGCCAGAUGUCUAAAUGUGAAUCACAAGUAACUGUGCUUGGCAGUCACAUCAAUGGAGGAGAAUUUAAAGGUUAGGAUUAAAGAAACAGAUUUAGGAAAUCACAAUUUCUUAUUUUAAUUCUUUUCAUUUAAGAAUAUGAAAAUGUCGAUUCUUUUUGUAGCCAAGAAGAGUGAGAUGUAGGAUCAACUCAAAUUCUAUAAGGUAUCUCUCUUUUUGUAGAAGAGUUGAAUUUCAGUGAAAAUUGUUUUCAAAGUGAAUUUCUGUGAAAUCAUGUCCAUUUUUUCCAUUGACUCCCAUUGUAAAAUGAAAGCUGCAUUUUCUUGGGGAAAAAUGACCCUGAAAGACUGAGUUGAAAAUUUGUAGUUCAAACAGUAGUCAGCUCUAUGCAUGCUACAGUGGUGAAAAUGCAUUGACAAUACAGUGCCAACUGGGAAUUAUAUCCCCUACUUGAAGUUUUCCUUCCUCUUGCACCAUUUUUGUCAUAUUUUAACAAUUUUUUUAGUCAUGGAUCUCCUCUCUGCCAUUAGUCCUAUUUCCUCCCUCAGCUUUCUUUGCCUACCACAUAUUCAUGCUUAAUGAAUGUUUAUUGAAUUUGAAUUGAAUAAGUCAAAUUAAGGAUCUAUUCUGUAUCUGGAAGAUCCUUGACUAUCUUUGGAGUUCCUAGAAUUUUGACCCCUUCUUUUGGGUAUUUAUGAUAUGUAUAUCAUGGCAAUGUUACCUAAUGCAUAACAGAUAGGACUCUAGUUUGAAAAUUCCCCAAGUUUGAAGUUUCAGAUUUUGUAAAAUAUGAAUUGCAAAUUUUUCAAUUCCAUAAAUUUGAAAUGUUAUCUAUCAAGUUCACUUGGGACAAGGUAUAUUUAAGGUCACCAGUUCACAGAAGUAAGAAUUAUAGUUUCUUCUCUUGAUUUACAUACAUUUUUAUUCUCUAACCAAAGUUGUAACCAGUUAAUCAUUUUUCUUUCCUUCUGUUUUCAUUUUUUAAAUGAAGAUCUAGCAUGCUAAAAAUAUUCAAUGAAAGAUUUUAUUCAUGUCUGGUUUUAUCAUGUAAUAUAAUUAAGAACAGAGUAAUUUCUUCCAAGCCUCUCCUUAAAAUAAAAAAAAAAAGCUGUUUUAUAUUAAAAUUGAGUCCUUA
Trichosurus vulpecula (common brushtail) is the source of this 4852-nucleotide messenger RNA. RefSeq names its product alcohol dehydrogenase iron containing 1 (gene ADHFE1). The record is from RefSeq and is a predicted model, not a curated record. Lineage: Eukaryota; Metazoa; Chordata; Mammalia; Diprotodontia; Phalangeridae. Gene Ontology annotation, molecular function: alcohol dehydrogenase (NAD+) activity; metal ion binding. The transcript is spliced from 14 exons. Gene Ontology annotation, cellular component: mitochondrion. Bases 73 to 1476 code for a protein of 467 amino acids.